Molecule: messenger RNA, 1983 nt
Organism: Blepharisma stoltei
Lineage: Eukaryota; Ciliophora; Heterotrichea; Heterotrichida; Blepharismidae
Source: the annotation of a GenBank genome assembly
AUGCCAUUCUAUAUAAAUAAAAUUAAAAUUUAUAUGUCAGUAUCAUAUGAUAUAUCAAGAAUUACUCAAAUUCUGCAAAUUCCUUCUAGACUUCGUAGUCAAGAGGAUAUUGCCUAUCUUAUGGCUUUAACAUCAAAAGUAGACUUUUUUAGAAAAAUAACUGAAGAACAAAAAUCAUCUGAAAUUCAUAAAGCUUGCUGCCAAAUAAUGACGUUUGAAGAGCGUAAAAUUGGAGAUACUAUAGUAAAUUUUGGUGAUAACGGAUUUAAUUUUUACAUUGUUCUCAAAGGGUCUGCUUCAGUUAAUAUUCCAACAAAGAAAGAGGUCAAAAUAAAUCUCAAAGGUGUAGAGACUGAUAAACUUAAAAAGAUUGUUUCGACACUUAGUGAUGAAGAAGAUGAUAUAGGUGAAAUAAAAUUCGACCCAAAGAAAAGAAAGCGUCGUGCUGGAAAAAUUUUCAAUGCGGUUGAUCUUAUUUCACUUAGUACUGCUAUGCAAGAAAAGGAAAAUGAAGAAAGUGAUAAUCAGCAGUUAAAUGAGUUUUGCAAAAUAAAUGAUUUAUUUAAAGACAGACUUGAUGAAGAAAAAGCAAUAAUUCUGGAUUUUUUAUCAAAGCAAAAUCCAGAAGCAAAAGUUGUAAAAAUAGAAACUGAGGAAUUAACCAAAGUUGCUAUCAUAAAUGAAGGAGAAUCCUUUGGAGAAUUGUCUUUGAUAAGUAAUAAGCCUAGGGCUGCUACACUUAUUGCAGAAGAAAAAAUAAUUUUGGGAGUCAUAUCAAAGCCAAAUUUUAAAAAAAUUCUUGGAAAAUAUGAAAUAAAACGGCUAAAUGAAAAAAUUGACUUUCUUCAAGCUUUACCAAUGUUUUCUAAUUGAAGUAAAACUGCUUUAUAUAAAUUAGGACUUUAUUUUUCAAGAGUUUUAUACAAGAAGCAUCAGUUCGUAUAUAAAGAAGGCGAUCUAGCUAACACUGUUUAUUUUGUAAAAUCUGGAGAAUUUAAGGUAAAUCUAAAUUAGAUUACAAAAAUCCAUAGUGAAUUGAAAGGUGUUGUUGAUGUCUCAUCUUUAGAUACUCAAUCAAGCAGGCUAACCAGUAAUGGCACUGUUCUUAGAUUAGAGCAAAUGAGGAAAAAAGGUAUCCAAAAACAAUUACAAUUAGUAAUCAAAGGAAAAAAUGAAAUGAUAGGAAUGGAAGAGGCUAUGGAAAAUUUUGAUAAAAGAAUUCACUCUUGCCAAUGCUGAUCUGAUGAAGGCGAAUUAUUAUUCAUAAGUAGAGAUGUAAUUAAAAUUUAGAAUUUGAAAGUUGGAAUAACUUAUCCUGAUACAUGAGCCCAAUUAAGAGACAUUCACAAUGCAAAUAGCACAUAUCUUAACCAAAGAGUUAAACAAUUAAUAAAAAUUGAGGAGGCUAAAAAAUCGUUGGACUUAAAAUCAUGAAGUAAAUUGCCAACUACCCUUCUGAAAAGAGAAGAGACUGAAAAACUUAAAGAGAUAUUUCCAAAUAUAAAGGAAAAGCCUGCAAAGGAAGCUAGAUAUAGCAUUCCCGAUAAAGAUCUAAAUCACUCUCCACGAUUGUCCCCAGAGCAUAAAAGGUUUAGAUCUUCUCCAGUUCCAAACCAAUCUCCAUAUUCAGAAAAAGUAAAAACUAGAGAGUCGUCUGUCUUCAAAGAAGACAAAUCAAAAAUCUUCUAUAAUAGAAGAGUUGAUACUGGGAUAUCAAAUCUUGAUAGCCCCAGAAGUCCUAGUUGUUUUACUACUGACUCUAAAAAGAGCACUGAGACAACCCCAUAUAAAAAUUCUUAUCAUAGAAAAGGCGCUCCACCUAGUUUCUUUAUAAAUUUCAAAAAGCGAGCUUCUUCUUCUAAUAGAAAUGGUGAAAAUGUGGCCAAAAAAAUUGCUGAGAAAUUUAAGGAUCAUGCAGAUAAAAGCUUGAAAGAUUAUUCAGCAGAAAUCUAUAAGAGGGCAUGCAAGAGCUAUUUUCUUUAA